AUGUGGAUGAUGCUGAAUAACAAGGUUAAGUUUGGCGGAAACGUGUCAGUGCGAGCUCGGGGCAAGAAGCCACUCAUUUGUUUUGGACAGGAUGAAUGCAUCAUGAAGCAAUACUUGUUUACCGACAAAGCCUGGGUGACACCAGAAGGAAUCCGACCGCUAACGCCAAAGGAUGAAGGGAUGGGAGUGAUGGUGUCGGAAUUUGUCUCCCGCGAGUUUGGCUUUGGGUACCACAAUCCUAAUCUUUCACCAGAACUGAAGCAGACAAGCGGACUUGCGCUAAGUGAACACCAAAGGCAAAUUGUCAACAGUUUCAGAAGGCAACCAGGGAACAACGAGUACAGGGACAAGGAAGCAGCUCAUCAUGUGCAUGGUAGGAACGGAAUCAAGAAAAAGGAUCUUCCCAAAGAUUCUUCCCCAUUUGUUCAGUUGUUUGAAUAUGGAAAAAAUCUGAAAGGGUAUUGGACUUAUGAGUGGAUGGUGAUCCAGUUGGAGGAUUGUAUUGAUGUUUUGCAAGCACUUCAUGGCAAUGAGUAUGAUUACCUUUUUAUGUUUGACCACUCAAACGGACACGACAAGCAAAGGCCUGACGGGCUCAAUGCCAAUGCAAUGAACAAGGGGUACGGAGGAUCGCAGCCAAGAAUGAGGGAGGUCGCGAUUGAGAGUGAAGAUCAGCUUGGGCCUUUCAAUCCUCCAGGAAAGCUCAAAGUUGGAGAGACACAGCACUUAGUUUUCGACCAACCUGACGACGACGGUCCGUGCUGGAUGAAUGAUGAAGAGAAACGGGCAAGCAAAGAAGAUUGUGCCGAAUCCACAAAUGAACAGCCAAUGUUCCGCUAUCAUUUUAAGAAAGGAGAGCUUGCUGAAAAGUUGCAGGCGCUAGGCAAGGCCAUCAAUGGCAACAAAGCAGACCUUCAAAAGCGAUGCACCGACAACGGGAUUGCAAUCUCGGAAAUGCGUAUGAAGAUCAAACAAGGAUGGGAGAAUAAGCCGAAAGGAAUGUUGCAGGUCUUGUGGGAGCGUGGGUUCAUCGAUACAGCUGUGCCAAAGUCUGAACUUUGGAAGAAAUAUCCAGAAAAGGGUCAGAAAGACAACUUGGGGCUUGUAAUGCCAGGAACUGCGUUGAAAGAGAUGGUCGCCGACUUACCUGAUUUUCAAGAUGAAAAGACACUACUACAAUAUCAUGCUGAAGGCAGGAGUACGGCUGGUUGUCAAAUAAUGUUCAUCAGAAGUCCAAAGUGUCAUCCUGAAAUUGCUGGCGAAGGCAUUGAGUAUGAUUGGGCUGGAAUCAAGUCGUAUUAUCGUCGUUCGGACCUAGCAUCCAAGAAAACUCUGGAAGCAUUCAAAGCCUUGGUGAAAGAGAGCAUGGAGUCUGUCCAGUUCAAUCAUCGAGCGUCGUUCUCUGCAAGGGCCAGGGAGUACAUGCUGGCUUAUGAUGUCUUGGAGGAGUGGAACAACUUGCCCGAGGAGUUGAAGAAUGGGGACCCAGAGAAGGAAAAGUUGCCAAAGACUUCGGCGCAGUUUUUGGACAGGAUUGUGAAUUGUAGGCGGAAGAGACAUCGCGAUGUCGGAGCGGAUGAGGGGUGGGUGAAUCUGAUUAUGAAUGCGAUGAAGAAACGAGAAGUAAUUGUAAUAGACUGA
Messenger RNA from Cylindrotheca closterium, 1641 nucleotides. NCBI's taxonomy places the organism in Eukaryota, Bacillariophyta, Bacillariophyceae, Bacillariales, Bacillariaceae. The record is from the annotation of a GenBank genome assembly.